AGAAGGGAGGCACUUGAGAAAUGUCUUUCCUCCAGGACCCAAGUUUCUUCACCAUGGGGAAGUGGUCCAUUGGUGCAGGAGCCCUGGGGGCUGCUGCCUUGGCAUUGCUGCUUGCCAACACAGACCUGUUUCUGUCCAGGCCCCAGAAAGCGGCCCUGGAGUACCUGGAGGAUAUAGACCUGAAAACACUGGAGAAGGAACCAAGGACUUUGAAAGCAAAGGAGCUAUGGGAAAAAAAUGGAGCUGUGAUUAUGGCCGUGCGGAGGCCAGGCUGUUUCCUCUGUCGAGAGGAAGCUGCAGAUCUGUCCUCCCUGAAAAGCAUGUUGGACCAGCUGGGCGUCCCCCUCUAUGCAGUGGUAAAGGAGCACAUCAAGACCGAAGUGAAGGAUUUCCAGCCUUAUUUCAAAGGAGAAAUCUUCCUGGAUGAAAAGAAAAAGUUCUAUGAUCCACAAAGGCGGAAGAUGAUGUUUAUGGGAUUUAUCCGUCUGGGAGUGUGGUACAACUUCUUCCGAGCCUGGAAUGGAGGCUUCUCUGGAAACCUGGAAGGAGAAGGCUUCAUCCUUGGGGGAGUUUUCGUGGUGGGAUCAGGAAAGCAGGGCAUUCUUCUCGAGCACCGAGAAAAAUAAUUUGGAGACAAAGUAAACCUACUUUCUGUUCUGGAAGCUGCUAAGACGAUCAAACCACAGACUUUGGCCUCAGAGAAAAAAUGAUCGUGUGAAACUGCCCAGCUCAGGGAUAACCAGGGGCAUUCACCUGUGUUCAUGGGAUGUAUUGUUUCCACUUGUGCCCCUAAGGAGUGAGAAACCCAUUUAUACUCUACUCUCAGUAUGGAUUAUUAAUGUAUUUUAAUAUUCUGUUUAGGCCCAGUAAGGCAAAAUAGCCCCAAAACAAGACUGACAAAAAUCUGAAAAACUAAUGAGGAUUGUUAAGCUAAAACCUGGGAAAUAGGAGGCUUAAAAUUGACUGUCAGGCUGGGUGCGGUGGCUCACACCUGUAAUCCCAGCACCUUGGGAGGCCGAGGUGAGCAAGUCACUUGAGGUCGGGAGUUCAAGACCAGCCUGAGCAACAUGGCGAAACCCCGUCUCUACUAAAAAUACAAAAAUCAGCCGGGUGCGGUGGCAUGCACCUGUAGUCCCAGCUACCCGGGAGGCUGAGGCAGGAGAAUCACUUGAACCUGGGAGGUGGAGGUUGCGGUGAGCCAAGAUCACGCCACUGUAUUCCAGCCUGGGUGACUGAGACUCCAUCUAAAAAAAAAAAAAAAAAUGGUUGCUGUGCCUCAUUACAAAUGCAUAUGGUGUUUGAGUGCUGUUGUUUGAAAUUAUUUUUCUUUUCAGGCCUUCGAAAAUCCAAGAAAAGUUGAUGAUUGACUUGAAGAUUACAGAAUUUAAGGUUUUUUGGCAUGUGUGUUUUCUAUUAAUAAUUGGUUAUAGGAUGUCAAAGUAAUACUUUCAUAAUAGAAUUGACAUGCUCUGGGAUAGUUUGACAAAGGUAAAUUGUAAAGUGAAAUCUCUCGUUUCAUUAUCUUCCAUUCUAACCUCAGAGAUCCGUUUCUCUAGAAAAAAUGACCAUCUCUGGCUUUAAUAAAAUUAUGCAUCAGAAAUCAAAA
Molecule: messenger RNA, 1606 nt
Organism: Symphalangus syndactylus (siamang)
Lineage: Eukaryota; Metazoa; Chordata; Mammalia; Primates; Hylobatidae
Product: peroxiredoxin-like 2A
Molecular function (GO): antioxidant activity
Source: RefSeq, a predicted model, not a curated record